AAUGAGUAGUAUCCUGAAUCCACAGGUUUUGUCUACUACCGUCGUCGCAACAAAGAGCUCAGGGUUUUAUCUGACCAAAACAAAAAAACCUCGAUUCAGGUUCCAGCAAAAAAGGUUAUGGCGACGACGGAAGAGAGUGCGAAAAAGAAAGAAGGCUACAACCUAUUAGGUUCACCAACAUUCAAAGAGAUUGAAAACGGCCGAUUCAAAUGCGUUGAGACAGGUCACGAGGUUCUCUCCAAAGACAUACCCUUUUACUCCAACAGCAAAAAAUGUCGAUUGGGUCUAAUCGAUUUCGCUCUCUCUAAUAAAAAAUCACCUCUCAAUAUGUUCAAUCAAGACCCUCUCUGUCGUUCGAAAUUGAUAUGUAAGUUAACCGGAGACAAUGUUAAUAAAUCGGAAGAACAUAUCUGGAAGCAUAUGACUGGGAAAAGAUUUCUCAAUAAAUUAGAUCAACAAGAAGAAGGGAAGUUGUCAGGCAAAGGAAAGGAAAAUGACGAGAGUUUACAAGAGAAGCAAAGUGUAGAUUGUUUUACUAAAGCUGAAAUGAAGAAGAAGAACAAGCAGAAGAACAAGAAGAAGAAGAGGACAAAGAAGAAGAAGGAUAAGAAAGUUGAAGAGAUUAUUUCUGAAGUUAGGAAGUCUUGUAAUGAGGAAACAGACUCAGAAGAAGACGAGUUCUGGAUGCCUCCUGCUGGAGAACGCUGGGACAACGAUGAUGGAGGAGAUCGAUGGUGUUCAGAUUCUGAUUCCGAGUCAGAACAGGAAACUGAAGAGGGGGAUGUAAUUGAUGGUGUUGCUGAUGAGGACUGCAAUGAGUCAGAAGAGUUAUCGUCAAGAACAAAAAGAAUGUCGAUAGAAAUUGGACCCAGCAGCUUUGCUUCUAGAAAGAAGAAAAGUAAGAAGAACGAUGAGACUUGAUUGAUAACUGAAAUUUAGUUGAAGUGAAACUAAGCAAGGCAGAACUUUUGCAGCAAAUGAUUAAGUUUUGUCAGAUACAAAAUGGACUUGGGUUCAAAAUGCUUUUUCCAAAUGAACUGUAACAUGUAUCAAGAAGCUGUUUUUUUUCAGUAGAUUUUUUUGUGAGAUUAGCUUGAAACAGUUAAAUCUUGUUUCAAAUUAAGCAAUUAUAUCAUGAUUUCACAACAAUUAUUGUAAUAUUCCUUUACACCAGUCAUAUGGGUGGUAAAUUUUGGUGAGAUUGAAUAAACUUGUAACUUUGGAUGA
Vicia villosa (hairy vetch) is the source of this 1227-nucleotide messenger RNA. RefSeq lists its product as uncharacterized. The record is from RefSeq and is a predicted model, not a curated record. The transcript is spliced from 5 exons. The coding region runs from base 118 to 921 and encodes 267 amino acids. NCBI's taxonomy places the organism in Eukaryota, Viridiplantae, Streptophyta, Magnoliopsida, Fabales, Fabaceae.